Messenger RNA from Fomitopsis serialis, 2287 nucleotides. RefSeq lists its product as uncharacterized. Lineage: Eukaryota; Fungi; Basidiomycota; Agaricomycetes; Polyporales; Fomitopsidaceae. Gene Ontology annotation, cellular component: intracellular membrane-bounded organelle; Mon1-Ccz1 complex. Gene Ontology annotation, biological process: vesicle-mediated transport. The transcript has 8 exons. Bases 142 to 2205 code for a protein of 687 amino acids. The record is from RefSeq and is a predicted model, not a curated record.
CCUCAGCCCGCUCACUCUCUCAAGGCUGACUUUCUGCUACAAGUCUUCUUGAAUUGCGUAGAGAGACCGUGUCAAUCCUUCUGACACUCAUCAUCCUCAAGUCCUUGCUUCAGUAGGGUCAACCGUGCCUUCGGCUGUGGUAUGAGCAAAAUCCCGCCUGGCUUGCUCUACCUCACAAUAUAUAACCCAAGUCUUCGACCCACGUCGCUCACCUCGCCAGACGAUGAGGAUGCCGAAGAGCAAGCUCAGAUUCUGUUCUACACUGCUCGGGAACGGGCCGUUUCCCGCGACCGAAUGCUCAGACAAGUCGGGCUUGCAAAGGCCCUAGUCAAUUUCUCAGACAUGUUCAACGCGGAGAUGUCAUGCGAGAGUGUGCACUCGCAGACUCGACGCAUGAUCACGAUUGAGCCUGAGCCUGACUAUUGGAUACAUGCAUGCAUAGAACUUGCCAAAACUCCUCGGUCCGUACCAUCUAAACGGAAAGGCAAGGAAAAAGGCAAAUCGAAGAACGAUGGGUCUCCUGCUCUAGAGCAAGUAUAUGAAUGUCAUGAUUCCUCCGUGCAUGACGUGUCGAUCCGCUCCCAUAUCAUGCGUGGCUACGAAGACUUCAAGUUGAUCCAUGGCUCCUUCACCUCCAUCCUAUCCAACAUAGGUCAGCAGGCGUUAGAGCUACAACUCGAGCGAUUCUUCACUAUCUGGGCAUGGAAAUGGGACAUCGAGCAGCAUACCAGUUUCGCCGCCGACCUCGGAACCCCUCUUCAUCCUCUGGCGCCCUCCCUCGUACCUCUCGUCGAUGAUCUCGCAAAUGCCCUCCCGGAUGAUACAUUUGUGUUCGCACUUGAACCUCCGUAUGUCGUACCUUCGACGGUCCUUACUUCGCACAGCCUCCUCUCCUCGUCCCUUGUCCGCCAUGUUAUCUCGCGCAUACCUCCACCUGUGGCACCACAAUUCGCAGCCCUGUCGGACCUUCCUCCUGAACAGAGCGGCACAAAAGAGGUAGUACCCGUGCCUGCGAGUGUCACCUCCCCCGGCCUUGACCCGAGUACUGUUGCCCAAGUCACGCAAAAGUCUGUCGAGUCAGCUGCGAUGUCCAGCUUCGUGGCCAUGGCGAAUGUGACUCGCGCGAUGGAUCCGCGUCAGCUGAAAUGGGGAUGGCUGUCGUUCGGGAAAGGAGGAGGGGCAAGACCGACAGACAUGCCCGAUUCGCCAGCAGAGCGUCAGUCGCGCGAAACUGCAGUCGCAGAAGAGUCGGGUGCUGACGAUUAUGGCAAAUGGAAAGCGGACACAGAACAUCUGGACGUUCCGGGUCAGCGUACGCCCGUAGAUGUAGAUCGCGAAUCACUGCAGGAGGCUCUCUCGAUCCCACACCUAUCACCAAAUCUGUCCUCCACUUCCAUUCCUGGGUCACCAGCAGACGAAGAGGGCAAACCUGAAGGAGACGCCCCCCAAUCUCAGACAGAAGUUGAGGAGCCAGACUUGACGACUCUCGACGACCAGUCGAACGUACGGGGGGAUCUGGUAGAAUUUCCUCCACACCCUGUCCCGCAAGGCCCUGUCGAACUUGACCUACCCGAGUCGUCGACCCCUGAUAUGGCCUUGGAGUUUCCACCGGCAUGUCCUUUGCCAAGCUUGCAGCCAGCUACUAUCCAUCUAGCCGACUCAUCCGAUCCCCUCGCUACAUGCAGACGACGCAUUUGGCAAACGACGAGCAAUGGACUGACUGUCGCCUUCAUAACUGACUACGAGCGUCAUGAACCAUCAGAUCUCGUGCCGCAAACCAUGACCAUGGUUGAUUCUCUACGGAAAGAGUUGGGCAUUCAGCAAUCCAAAGCGGCUAGUGAGAAGCCGAUGCCAUCAGCAACGAAUAUCCUGCAGCCGCAAAGCACCCAUGUCCUGGCCGUGAACGGAUACACCGUGUCCUCAAGUCGUCCUGUGCCUAAUAAUCCCGAACAACUGUAUCAUGCGAAGCAGGUGUUCCAGUCCGAUAACGAUGUGUCCGAGGUAUUCUCGCGGGGACAGAACCCUCAACAUUGGCACGUCGCGAAACGACGACUAGAGAUUACCGAUCAGCCUGACCAAGCCCAAGUCUAUAUGGAGAUUGCACGGAAGGAGAACACUCUGACAGAUGUCGACAACGAGGUAGCAGCGAUUGUUCGCGAAUUCGCUGAACAAGACGAUGGGUGGAGUUUGUUGACAAAGUCUUAGUUUAUUGAGUGCAUUGUAUGUAUGUUGUAACAAGUAAUUGUAAGAUGUGUCCUAUGCCCUUACAACCCCCACCUCUGGAGGA